Messenger RNA from Monopterus albus (swamp eel), 1002 nucleotides. Its product is annotated as trace amine-associated receptor 1-like. NCBI's taxonomy places the organism in Eukaryota, Metazoa, Chordata, Actinopteri, Synbranchiformes, Synbranchidae. The transcript has a single exon. Gene Ontology annotation, cellular component: membrane. Gene Ontology annotation, molecular function: trace-amine receptor activity. Bases 1 to 1002 code for a protein of 333 amino acids. The record is from RefSeq and is a predicted model, not a curated record. Gene Ontology annotation, biological process: G protein-coupled receptor signaling pathway.
AUGGAACCACAGCUGACUGUCAAUGGCACUUACACUGUUAAUAACACCCAUCUCUGCUAUGAGUUCAAUAAUACACAAUAUAUAUUUACAAGCAACCCUUCCAUACUAUGCGUUUUAGUAUAUAUUUUUCUUGGCUCAUUAUGCUUUUCCACAAUUUGUGGAAACCUUCUGGUAAUAAUCUCCAUCAUUUACUUCAAACAGCUCCACAUUCCUACAAACUAUUUUGUCCUCUCCCUGGCUGUGGCUGACCUGCUUGUGGGUAUACUAGUUUUUCCUUUUAGCAUGGCAUUCACCGUAACCUCAUGCCUGUAUCGUGAAAAUGUUUUUUGUAAAAUACGGGACAGCUUUGAUGUAUCACUGUGCACAUCAUCUAUUCUGAACUUGUGCUGUAUUUCCAUAGAUAGAUAUUAUGCUGUGUGUCAGCCCCUGACAUACAGAACAAAAAUAAAUGUCCAUGUUUCUGUGAUGAUGAUCCUGUUGAGCUGGGGUGUUUCUGCUCUAAUAGGAAUUGGCAUUAUAAUUGCAGGGUUCAGCCAAGGAACAUGUAAAGAAAUGUGCUCAGUUGAUGUUGCAGUAGCAAACACUAUAGGACCUGUUUUUUCAUUUUAUCUGCCAGCAAUCAUAAUGCUCUGUAUCUACCUGAAGAUUUUCCUUGUUGCUCAGAAACAGAUGAACAGCAUCCAGAACACAACCUGUCAGCGAACAAAGUCUGGAGCAACUGUUAGCAAAAUAGAGAGAAAGGCUACAAAAACUCUGGCUACUGUUAUGGGAGUUUUUCUUUUGUGUUUGACUCCUUACUUUCUUUGUAUUGUCUUUCAGCCUUUGGCUUAUAAUCCCCCACCAGUUCCGGUGAUUGAAGCACUAAACUGGCUUACACUGUCAAAUUCAAUGCUGAACCCUUUAAUUUAUGCUUUCUUUUACAGCUGGUUCAGAUCAGCUUCCAGAAUGAUCCUUUCUGGGAAAAUAUUGCAAGGUGAUUUUGCUAACACAAAAUUGUUUUGA